UGCGGUCCGCGCGGUAGUGUUAUUCAGGUGUAGAAAUAGAAUAUUGAAUAGAGUUGGUACUUAUUGUAAACAGAAGGCAAUUUGGUGCCGGGAGAGUGACACGGUGGUAGAGUUACAAGGAAGAAUGUGAUGAUAUUUAUAUGAUUUAAUCGAGGUUAUGUCCAGAGAGAUGAAUGGAAGGAGAAACACAAUAUUCAUGUUGCUGCUUACUGUAAACCCAUAAAUAUGUGUAUAUAUCUAUAAACUUGUACAAGUGUGAUUGGGUUAACAGGAGUCACAGGAGCAAUGGCAAUUAGCCAAAUCUCGAUGCAUCUGGAGCCGUGGUGUGACUUGAACGGCAAGGUGGUGAUGGUGACCGGUGCGUCCUCAGGCAUCGGCAGGGAUUUCUGUCUCGAUCUCGCCAAAGCCGGCUGCAAGGUCAUCGCGGCCGCCAGACGGAUCGAACGCCUUAAAUCUCUGUGCGACCAGAUCAACCAAUUUACUUUAUCUCGCGAUCCCAACUCCACCACUCUACCAGCCAUGCCUGUUGAGCUCGACGUCAGCGCCGAUGCUACCACCGUCGAAGCCUCUGUUCAGACAGCUUGGGACGCAUUUGGGCGUAUCGAUGCUUUGAUCAAUAACGCUGGUGUUAGAGGUGGCGUGCAUUCUCUGCUGGAUUUAUCUGAAGAAGAAUGGAAUAAUACUUUCAAAACAAACUUAACAGGUUCAUGGUUGGUGUCAAAAUAUGUUUGCAUACGCAUGCGUGAUGCUAAUAUUGGAGGAUCGAUUAUCAAUAUUUCUUCUAUUGCUGGUCUUUACUAUGCGGGGCAGAAACCUGGAAGUAUUGCUUAUUCUUCUUCAAAGGCAGGUGUAAAUGCCAUGACAAAGGUGAUGGCCAUAGAAUUGGCACAGCACAGAAUCAGAGUAAACGCAGUGGCACCAGGACUUUUCAGAUCUGAGAUCACCGAGGGUCUCAUGCAAAAGGAAUGGCUGAAUAAUGUGGCUUUUAAAAGCGUACCUUUAAGAACUUAUGGCACAGCAAACCCUGCACUGACGUCAAUUGUACGUUACCUAGUCCAUGACUCUUCAGAGUAUGUUUCGGGCAACAUUUUUACUGUUGAUGCAGGUUCCAUCUUACCAGGAGUCCCUAUUUUCUCAUCACUCUGAAUCUCAAGGGAAAGACUCCAUGAAGUUUGAAUUUAGUGAUUUGAGUAUUGAAUUUGGUUGAGGAAGAAGGGGAUAGAUGAGACAGAGAGAGAAAAUUUCUUCAAAUUUUAAUGUCGGUAGGGUUAUUAUAAUUUAUGUUCUUAGUCCAUUUUUUUUUUUUGGAAGAACAGUAUCAUCAUUUUCUGUAAUUAUUUGUAAUUUAAUUCUUGGUCGCACAACCAUUGCUAGCAUUUAUCUUAUUAAAUGGAAUGAACAAGUAUCACAGUACAUUAUUUACUCA
Cornus florida is the source of this 1426-nucleotide messenger RNA. RefSeq lists its product as uncharacterized. NCBI's taxonomy places the organism in Eukaryota, Viridiplantae, Streptophyta, Magnoliopsida, Cornales, Cornaceae. The transcript has 3 exons. Bases 286 to 1146 code for a protein of 286 amino acids. The record is from RefSeq and is a predicted model, not a curated record.